GUGGCCCGGCUCGGCGCCCGGGGCCCCGGCGCUCCCCGCCGCGGCCCUGCGGGAGAGCUUCCACGGGAGCUGCCUGCAGCCCUGGACGCCCGCGCGGCGCGCCUUCGAGCGCCGCCUAUCGCAGCUGCGGCACCCCAGGGUGCGCGACCUGGCGUGGUCGGUGCUGAACCCGGGGCUCUGCAGCAGCGCAGACGCCGAGCACGGCAGCAGGGUGUGGACAGACGGACGCAUGCAGGAGCUGUUGGGUCCGGGGGUGUGGGACAGGCUCGCGGAGCUGCUCGCGACGGACCUGGACCCAUCUCCGCUAGAGUCGUGGCUGUCUGCGCACGAGCGCGCUGGAAGCCGGCUGGUGGGGCUCUACUAUGAGUCGCUGCUGCACUUCGCAUUCUCGGAGCUCGCGCAAGUAAGGGUGGCGCUCUACAGCGAGGGCGUCCCGACGACCGACCCCGAUGCCGCCGAUCCAGAGCGGCGGCCCAGGGGCGUGGUGGAGCUCUUCUGA
Molecule: messenger RNA, 499 nt
Organism: Prorocentrum cordatum
Lineage: Eukaryota; Dinophyceae; Prorocentrales; Prorocentraceae
Source: the annotation of a GenBank genome assembly